Hemibagrus wyckioides is the source of this 2936-nucleotide messenger RNA. RefSeq names its product adenylate kinase 7-like. Gene Ontology annotation, biological process: nucleobase-containing compound metabolic process. The coding region runs from base 675 to 2801 and encodes 708 amino acids. Gene Ontology annotation, molecular function: AMP kinase activity; ATP binding. The transcript has 18 exons. Gene Ontology annotation, cellular component: cytoplasm. Lineage: Eukaryota; Metazoa; Chordata; Actinopteri; Siluriformes; Bagridae. The record is from RefSeq and is a predicted model, not a curated record.
AUAGCGACGAAACUAACACAGCAUGGCUGCUGAAAAGGAGAAGCGUUUAUCCAAACGCGUUUUUAUCAACAAUGUGGAUAAAUAUACUUCUAAACAUAUAGGAAAGUGUUUCUGGUGAUGGGGUUCAUAUGUACAACAAAGAGUGCCAUUGCAUUACACUGAUCAGGCAUAACAUUAUGACUACCUGCCUAAUAUUGUGUUGGUCACAAAACAGCCCUGACCCGUCCUGCACUGUGUAUUCUGCCACCUUUCUAUCAGAACCAGCAUUAACUUCUUCAGCAGUUUGAGCAACAGUAGCUCGUCUGUUGGAUCGGAUCACACGGGCCAGCCUUCACGCCCCACGUGCAUCAUUGAGCCUUGGCCAUCCAUGACCCUGUCGCCAGUUCACCACUGUUCCUUCCUUGGAGCACUUUUGAUAGAUACUGACCACUGCAGACCGGGAACACUCCACAAGAGCUGCAGUUUUGGAGAUGCUCUGAUCCAGUGGUCUAGCCAUCACAAUUUGGCCCUUCAUCAAACUCGCUCAAAUCCUUAUGCUUGUCCAUUUUUCCUGAAUCUAACACAUCAACUUUGAGGACAAAAUGUUGACUUGCUGCCUAAUAUAUCCCACCCACUAACAGGUGCCAUGAUGAGGAGAUCAUCAGUGUUAUUCACUUCACCUCUCAGUGCUCAGAAUGUUAUGCCACAUCGGUGUAUGCUUCUCUACUAUGUAUAUUUUUGACUUUUCUUUCUCAUACCUUCAGUUUUUAGCCUCAUCUGCUGUUGGAGAUUCCCAUCUUGCUGAACAAUUACAGGACGAACACACAAGUUCCCAAGAAGGCAUUUAUCACAUUGUUGGAACCGUUUCGGGUAAAACUGAAGAGAAGUCCAGUUUCGCAGUAGAAGAAUACACUCACAUGACACGUGAAGAGCUUUUCCGUCACCUGAUGGAGUCGGAUGUCAUCGUUUAUAACAUUUACAACGAGAAUGCCGAUCAGAUUGAAGAAGCCUCUUGGGCUGUCUCAGCUUUAUCCUUUAUCUCUUCAUUAAAAGCUCUUCACAAGGAAAUUGAUGCAUUUCCUCGACCAAAGAUGUUCAUCUUGAUCUCCUCGGUCAUGACGUGGGCUCUGACUCAGACACUCGAUCCAAACGAUCCAGAGAUUCAUCUUACAGAAUGGGACUACAGGAGACGGAAACCCUAUCCCAGCUUUAAAGAUCAUCUCACUGUGGAGAAGCUUGUGGUUAAACUGGGAAAAUCGAAUCAGUCCCAGUUCUCGACUUAUGUGGUUGCUUCUGGACUGCAGUACGGAAUGGGCGAGCAAGCGUUUCAUUUCUGUUUCAAAACAUCGUGGUUGGGAGAGGAACCGGAAGUGCCGAUCUUCGGAGACGGCUCUAAUAUCAUUCCAGCUGUUCACAUCAGUGACCUGGCAGGGAUUGUGCAGAACGUAAUGGAGCGUAAGCUGAAGCCGCAGUACUUCCUUGCAGUGGAUGAAUCACAGAACACCGUUGCUGACAUUAUCAGUGCAAUAGCGUCGGCACUCGGACCGGGAAAAACCCGAAACGUUCCGAAAGAGGACAUAUUUCUCACAGAGGAACUGACACAAGCAGAAAUUGAUCAUUUGUUCAUCAACCUCCGAAUGGAAGCCAUUUUGUUCAACAAGAAUAUCAGUAAAGAGAAUUUAAGCUUUAAUUGGGUUUCAAAGAACGGCAUUGUUGAGAACAUCAGCCGAAUUGUGGAGGAAUACAAGCUCACACGAGGCCUGCUGCCUGUUCGCAUCUGUCUCCUGGGACCUCCUGCUGUCGGGAAAAGCACCAUCGCUGAAAAGAUAUGCAAGCACUACAAACUGCACCAUGUCAAACUCAAAGAGACCAUCACUGAGACUCUCGCUAACCUGGAGUCACGCGUCCGCAUGGUAGGGGCGGAAAACAAAAUGGACGACGAGUCACGUGGGGCGCAGGAGCUUUUGGAGACACUGACGAAGAACAUGGACAAAAAUGGAGGCCGGUUGGACGAGUCGUACGUCAUCCAAAUCAUGAAGAACAAGCUGAAAACCACGGCGUGUAGAAACCAAGGAUUCGUCCUGGACGGCUUUCCGAAGACAUACGAGCAAGUUAAAGAGCUGUUUUGUGCCGAGGUGGACCAAGCUAAAGACGAGCGGUCAAGGAACAAGGAAAUCAUCCCAGAGUUUGUGUUCUCUCUGGACGCCACUGAUGAGUUCCUGGAGGAACGUGUCCUGAACCUGCCCGAGAGUGUGGUGCAGGGGACGUCACACUCCGUGGAGAAGUACUUUCAGCGUCUGGACACGUUCCGAAAAAACAAUUCAGAAAGUCAAAGUGUACUGAAAUACUUCCAGGAGCUGGAGAUUCACCCCGAGCGGAUAGAGAUCGAUAGCGACGACUCGGAGAACAUCCUGGCGACGGAGAAGGUGCUGGAGAUCGUGGGGAAGGCCAGGAACUACGGCCCCACCUCGAAGGAUGUGGAGGAAGAGCGGAGGCGGGCAGAGAUCAGACUGAGCGAGAAGGAGGAGGCGCGACAGGAUGAAGCCAAGCGCAAAAAGGAAGAGGAGGAGCUGUGGGCCAAGCAGGAAGAGGAAUGGAACCGAUGUCUGGAGAACGAGAGGAGACAGGAAGUGGCUCUGUUGAUCUCAGAAUCAGCUUCUCUCAGGCAAUAUUUGAUGAACAGCGUGUUGCCCACCGUGAUUCGAGGCUGCCUCGAGAGCUCCGAGCUCCGACCCGAAGAUCCCAUACACUUCUUGGCUGAAUAUCUCCUGAAAAGCAAUCCAGAUGUGCAACAAACACAGCGAGAUGAAGUUGCAAACUGAAAAAAAUCUCUCCAGGCUUGGGUGUAAGACUGAAAAAGGUGAAAAUGUGUGGUGAUGUUUUAUGAUGAUUAUUUUAUAGAAUGGAAGAGUUUUAUGAAAGACUUUACAAUAAUUGAAUAAAAGCAUUUGAAGUCA